This is a messenger RNA of Metarhizium brunneum ARSEF 3297, 1851 nucleotides long. RefSeq lists its product as uncharacterized. The record is from RefSeq and is a predicted model, not a curated record. Lineage: Eukaryota; Fungi; Ascomycota; Sordariomycetes; Hypocreales; Clavicipitaceae.
AUGUUGAGCUUCCUGAGGGCCAUCUCGCAAAUGGCUGCCACGCACGGCCAUGACGCCGCUGCUCCCCAGCAGAAGCUCAAGCUCAUCAAGAGCCCGCUGGUCAAGAGCGACGACAAACUCGCCGACGAGCCAAAUUUGAGCACCUUCGGUGACCGGUACAGAGACGAUGCUCCAGAGUUUCAAAGGCAUGAGCAAGCAAACAUGCUCGAGAUCUUUUUCGACCUCUUCUUUGCCGCCAGCUACACCGUCUUUUCCAAGAACCAGUCCGUCACCAGCAGCACCAGAAUUGCCGGCUACAUUGGCUAUUUCACGGUGCUGUGGUUUACUUGGCUCGCCGUGGCGCUUUACGACGUUCGCUUUGUGACGGACAGCAUUUUUGAACGAGUCGCACGAGCCGUCCAUCUCGGCGUCAUGGUCGGCUUCGCAGUCGUCGCGCCCAACUUUAGACCCGAGGAAAAUAACCACCAGGGCACCUUGCAAGCCAUGUCACUCAUAUUGAUGAUCUCCCGCCUCUGCCUGGCUGCAGAGUACAGCAGCAUAUUGUGGCACGUCCGCAAGUUCAAAAAGGUCCGAUCGGCAUUCUACGCCCAAAUCGCCGUGCACUUGCUCGCGGCCCUCAUCUAUCUCGGCAUCUCGUUCCACCUCCAGCACCACCACAGCCACGUCUUCAUCACAUGGUACAUUAUCUGCGCCGCCGAGGCCCUCUUCUCCUUUGGCCUCGGGCUGUACCACGACGUCCUGAGCUUCACAAAGACCCAUCUCAUGGGCCGCAUGAGCCUCCUGACCAUCAUCAUCCUCGGCGACGGCAUCGUAGUCUUGGCCGAAAAGGUCGUGACGAUAGUCAAGUCGCCCGAGGCGUGGAACCCCCUCAUCAUUGGCAUCGUCACCGCCGGCGCCUCGACAACCUACUUCGUCUUCCUCGUCUACUUCGACUGGAUGAAGUCGCAGCACCUCCCCGGCUGGCGGCAGCAGACCUGGGCCGUCCUCCACUUCCCCUUCCACCUGGCCAUGGUCCUCUUCAUGCAGGGCUUCACCCAGUUCAUCCUGUGGGCCAAGAUCGUCGACGUCCUCAACAACUUCCGCGCCGACUGGAUCACCGCCGACGUGGACGCCCUCUCCCGCGCCACCAGCGCCGCUGUCCACGCCAACAUCUCGGCCGAGGUGAGCAAGUUCUUCGCCGAGUACAACCCCAAGUGGCAGGACCUCAUCGAGACCAUCAACACCACCCUCGAAAACAUCACCGCCAUCCCGGACGACUACUGGCCCCAGCUGGCCAGGUUCUCUGCCACCAAAGCCGAGGCCGACCUGCCCCCGGCCAACACGACCGAGUUUGUCUUCAACGUCCUCACAACCCUCGCCGUCACCAUGGAGAACAGCCUGUUUGCCACGUUUGACGUCGAUCUCACGCAGGAGUUUAUCGACCAGGACAAGAAUAAGAAUGUCACCGUUGACACCAUGGGAGGCGGCUUCGCAACGACCAUCAACAACGACACCUGGGACCGGUUUCAGCUCGUGUUUACCUACGGGUACGUCGCGUCCGGGGCGUGCCUCGCCUUCAUGACCCUCCUCACGAUCGUUUCGCGCCUCACCCCCUGGAAACCAUGGCCCGUCGUACGCGCCAUCGUCUACUUCCUGCUGGCGUUGGGCCUGGCGCUCGUCACCGCCGUCCAGGUGGACGAAGUCACGCUGGACAAGUACCUCUUUAGCCCGUGGCUGCUGCCGACGAUUUGCCUCGUGUGGUUCGUGGUGCUGCUCCUGACGCAUACGCAUUCGGUGCCGCCGCUGUUCUUCCCGCGGAGCGCUACCUUUGCCGUGCGGCGGAAAAAAGGGAUGGAUGAGGAAGAGUGUUGA